AGAAAGCAUCUUUGUCUGUACGGAGAAGGAGCUCCGGGCUUCCCUCUCUUGCUGCCUCCAUCGACACAGCAACAUCUAGAGAUAAGGAAGGAGAGCAGUAUUUUCUCAAGGCAGAGGUCGCGUAUUCAUCUGCCGCAUUCAAUCCAGGAUUUUCUCCCCUCUCCUUUUUUUUGUGUCUUUUGUGCCUGGCUGGAAUAUUCAGACCCCCUCGCUGUCUCCAUGUGUCGGAUCGCCGGAUGAUGCCCAGGAUUCUGGGAGGCUGAGAAGAAUGAAGGCUGUACCUAAGCCGCAUGCCUAGCUAACCCAUGGGGAACUGACAGGAACAGUGCUGGAUGGAGGCCAAGACAUUGGAUGGCGAAGACGGGGAAGCGCGCUGCAUUGUGGAUCACUUGUGUUGUUUGUUCUCAUUCUGUGCUGAUCCAAAGUAGAUGCAAAGUAUUCUGCAAUGUGCCUGGUUUGCUUGCUCUGUCACGUGUCACCCAUGGAGAGAUGGCAGAAAGAAUCAGGGUAGGAAGUAAAGGCUAAAGAAACUCUUCUUCUGCAUGUGGGAGCUGCACUCUUAAUUCUGCAAAUUUUAGGCUGAGGAAAAAAAAAAAGUCUCGACACAAGGUAGUAUUCCCCCUGUUAGAUUCAUAUGAAUUAGACACCACACACUUGUAGUUGUAGAUAGUAGCCAUAAUGAACAGGUGUAAAGGCAACACCUCCUGGUUAUUGUUGUUAGCUGGGUUGGUGCUAACAGGACUGGCCUUAGAGUAUGAAGGGGUUCCAGGUCAGUGGACACGCUACGCCCAGUGGGAUGCUAAAGCCACAGGUGAGCUGAGUUUUAUUCUGAAAACCAACAUCAGCAAAGCCCUGGUGCUGUACCUGGAUGAUGGAGGGAACUGCGACUUCCUGGAGCUUCUAAUCGCAGACGGUAGACUCCAAUUGCGCUUCACCAUCCACUGUGCUGAGCCAGCUUCCAUUCACACUGAGACGAGAAUCGAUGACCAGCGCUGGCACAGAGUCCUCCUCACUCGUAAUUUCAAGGAGACUAAGCUAAUUGUCGACAACGAGGAGAAAGAUGCCGAGGUGAAGUCCAAGAGGAAAGAGAUGGUGGUGGCCAGUGACCUCUACGUGGGCGGAAUCCCUCCUGAUGUCCGUCUCUCCGCUCUGACGUCCAGCACGGUUAAAUAUGAGCCGCCGUUCCAGGGCCUUAUAGCCAAUGUGAAACUGGGGGAGGCUCUUCCUCUGCUGUUGGAUGGUCAGGCUGUUCUCAGUGAUUUGGAGUACAUAUGUGAUACACACUCUCCAUGUGGCGACAAAGGCCUGUGCUCCGUCAACCAGGGAGAGGUCCUGUGUGACUGUAUCAACACCAGCUUCAGGGGGAGGUACUGCCAUGAAGCUGUCCAGAAAGAAGUGGAAGGUCUGGCGCACCUGAUGUUAAACCGCCAAGUGUUUCGCCAAGGGCAGGAGGAGUCCAUGGCCACCUUCAAAGGCAAUGAGUUCUUCAGCUACAACCUGUCCGUGACUCCCAUUCAGAGCAGUUUGGACGAGAUCACGCUGUCCUUCCGCACGCUGCAAAGGAACGGACUGCUACUACACACGGGAAGGUCGGCCGACUAUGUUAACCUGUCGCUGAGGAACGGUGCUCUGUGGCUCGUCAUCAACCUGGGCUCUGGUGCAUUCGAGGCCCUGGUGGAGCCUGCCACCGGGAAGUUCAAUGACUAUGUGUGGCACGAUGUUCAAGUGACGCGUAACCGUCGACAGGUGACCAUCUUGGUGGAUGGGAUCCUCACCACCACAGGAUACACCCAGGAGGACUACACCAUGCUGGGCUCUGAUGAUCUCUUCUACAUUGGGGGCAGCCUGAACACGGCCGACCUGCCGGGCUCCCCAGUCAGCAACAACUUCAUGGGCUGCCUGAAAGACGUGGUCUACAAGAAUAAUGAGUUUAGGCUGGAACUGUCACGGCUGGCUGAACAGAGAGACCCUAAGAUCAGUAUCCAUGGUGACCUGAUAUUCAGCUGCGAGAAUGUGGAAGCCCUGGAGCCAGUCACCUUCGACACGCCGGCUGCCUACUUGACACUACCAAGGUGGAAUACAAAGAAGACGGGUGCCAUAUCUUUUGACUUCCGCACCACAGAGCCUAGCGGCAUGCUGCUGUUCAGCCAUGGUAGUCUGCAGGGAACACUGCCUGACAGGAAGCCCCGGGCUGACUUCUUUGCCAUAGAGCUACUAGAUGGACUUCUCUACCUGGUCAUGGAUAUGGGCUCUGGCAGCAUCAAGAUGAAAGCCAGUAACAAGAGGCUGGACGAUGGCGAGUGGUGCCAUGUUGACUUCCAGAGGAAAGGGCGCAAUGGCUUCAUCGCUGUGAACAGCCAGAGCAUCCCCUUCUCUGCUAACGAAGGCAGUGAGGUCCUUGACCUCGAUGGGGACAUGUAUCUCGGAGGUUUGCCCGAGGACCGCCAAGCCCUCAUACUCCCCCCAGAGGUCUGGACGGCAUCCCUGGGCCUGGGCUACGUGGGCUGCGUGAGGGACCUCUUCAUUGACGGACAGAGCCGUAACCUGUGGAGGUUGGCGGAGGUUCAGAGCACAACAGGUGUCAGCAACCUUUGCACUAAAGAAACUCAUGUCAGAUGCACCAGAGACACGUGUGCCAACGGUGGACUCUGCAGAGAGGGCUGGAACCGACACAUUUGUGACUGCAAUGGUACUGGCUAUCUAGGUCCAAGCUGUGAGAAAGAGGCCACCGCGGUGAGCUAUGACGGCAGCAUGUAUCUGAAGGUGGUGCUGCCGAGGACGAUACACACAGAGGCUGAGGAUGUGUCCCUCCGCUUCAUGUCCCAGAGGGCCUUUGGGCUGCUGAUGGCCACCACCUCCCAGGAGUCGGCAGACACUCUGCGUCUGGAGCUGGAUGGAGGCAGAGUGAAGCUCACUGUGAACCUGGAUUGUAUCAGGAUAGACUGUAAUCUCAGCAAGGGACCAGAGAUACUCCUCGUAGGCGAGAAGAUGAAUGACAAUGAGUGGCACACGGUGAAGGUGGUCCGGCGUGGGAAGAAUUUGCAGCUCUCUGUUGACAAUGUGACUGUGGAAGGCCAUAUGACUGGCGCCCACACCCGCCUGGAGUUCAAUAACAUCGAGACGGGGAUCAUGACAGAGCGGCGUUUCAUCUCUGUGAUGCCCUCCAACUUCAUCGGCCACCUGCAAGCUCUCUCAUUUAAUGGGAUGCUCUAUCUGGACCAGUGCAAGAACGGAGACAUAUCCUACUGCGAGCUGAAUGCUCGAUUUGGCAUGAGGCAUAUUGUGGCCAAUCCUGUAACUUUUCAAACCCAGGCUAGCUACCUGGCUUUCUCCACCUUGCAGGCCUACGCCUCCAUGCACCUUUUCUUCCAGUUUAAGACCACCAGUCCUGAUGGCCUGAUACUUUAUAACUCUGGAGAUGGUAGUGACUUCAUUGUGGUGGAGCUUGUCAAAGGGUACAUUCAUUAUGUCUUUGACUUGGGAAAUGGGCCGUCACUAAUGAAAGGAAACUCAGACAAGCCGCUCAGUGACAACCAGUGGCACAAUGUGGCGAUCUCUCGUGACAACAACAAUGUGCACAUCCUGAAGAUUGAUUCCCGCACUGUCACUCAACACGCCAAUGGAGCCCGCAACCUGGAUUUAAAAGGAGAGCUGUACAUUGGCGGUGUUGGGAAGAGCAUGUACAGCAGCCUGCCCAGGUUAAUAGCAUCCCGGGAAGGUUACAAGGGCUGCCUGGCAUCCAUGGACUUGAACGGCAGGCUGCCUGAACUGCUGGCUGAUGCCCUACACAAGGUGGGGGAGGUGGAGCGCGGCUGUGGAGGUCCCAGCACCACCUGCACAGAGGAGUCCUGCCACCAUCAGGGAGUGUGUCUGCAGCUGUGGGAGGGCUUCUCCUGCGACUGCACCAUGACAACCUACGGGGGACCGUUCUGCAGCGACCCUGGGACCACGUAUAUCUUCGGGAAAGGCGGCGCUCUCAUCACCUUCACCUGGGCCCCCAACGAGCGGCCGAGCACCCGAGCGGACCGGUUAGCUGUGGGCUUCAGCAGCCAGCAGAAGGACGCCAUCCUGGUGCGAGUGGAGAGCACCCAUGGGCUCGGAGACUACCUUCAGUUGCACAUAGAUCAAGGAAAGAUCGGUGUCAUCUUCAACGUGGGGACAGAUGACAUCACCAUCGAUGAGCCUGCUGUCAUAGUAAACGAUGGCAAGUACCAUGUCGUACGCUUCACACGCAGCGGCGGCAAUGCCACACUCCAGGUGGACAGCCAUCCCGUUAUUGAGCGGUACCCUCCAGGACACUAUGAUAAUGAACGACUGGCUAUUGCUAGACAAAGAAUCCCAUACAGACUCGGUCGGGUAGUUGACGAGUGGCUACUCGAUAAAGGGAGACAAUUGACCAUUUUUAACAGUCAGGCAGCCAUUAAAAUUGGCGGUCAGGACAAGGGCCGGCCCUUCCAGGGUCAGAUUUCAGGGCUCUACUACAACGGUCUCCAGGUGCUCAAGCUGGCAGCAGAGAAUGAUCCCAGCGUGCAGGUGGAGGGAAACCUGCGGCUUGUUGGGGACUCGCUCAUGGUGAUGACCACAGACACCACCUCUGCUACCCCACUGGCGGUGUCUGACAUGUCCACCACUAUCAUGGAGACCACCACUACUAUGGCUACAACCACCACCCGCAGGCAGAGGUCACCCAGCUUGAGGGAGAGCAUCUCAAAGCCGCAGAACUCUGAUGAUAUUUUGGUAGCAUCUGCAGAGUGUCCGAGUGAUGAUGAAGACUUGGAAGAGUGUGAGCCAGGAACAGGAGGUGAAUUAGUGUUGCCUAUUAUAACAGUGGAUUCCCUUGAGCCCCCAUCCAUCGCCACCCGUUACCCUGUCAUCCCUCCUCCCCCUACCCUCCUCUCCCCACUUGAAACCACCAAAGAGUCCCUGAUUCUCCCUCCUCAUCCUUCCUGCCCCCCGGACCAGGAGGACUGUGGUGACCCUGUGGAGGUCUCAGCCUUUGGCUCUGGGGAGAUGACGGAAUCAGAUGAUGAGGACUUUUACAAUAAUAACUCCCCAAUGGUCACUGACAGGACAGUCCUUCCUCCACCUCCCACCUCUGGUGAGGGUGGAGUCCAGAAACCCCGCCCAUUACCUCCUUAUGUUCCCACCACCAACCCUGACCAGCUCCACAUCCCCGCAGGCAAAAUGAACACCCGUGACCAGGUGCUUCUGCCCCCUGCUCCUCCAUCCUCCCGAAACACGCCAGGACUAACUUACCCCCCCAAUUUUCCCCAUGUGCCCACAGCCAACCCCACAGUCUCCGAUGAAAAGAGCCAACCAGGCGCCGUGGAGGUGAUCAGGGAGUCCAGUAGCACCACGGGGAUGGUGGUUGGUAUCGUGGCUGCUGCUGCUCUCUGCAUCCUUAUCCUCCUCUAUGCCAUGUACAAGUACCGCAACCGGGACGAGGGCUCCUACCAGUCAGACCAGGGCCACAAUUUUGCCAACAAUUCCACUGUGGAGGGCAACGGAGCGGUAGUAAAGGACAAAAGCACAGCAACGGCCUCCGUGGCCAAGGCAAUCACAAAGGGCAAAAAGAACAAAGACAAAGAAUAUUACGUCUAGGAAAGAGGAGGGCAAGUUUGGACUGGGACAAGAGAAUGAGAGAGGAUGCUUUCAACUUUUUGCUCCCCUGUUUGUCUGAGAAAUUUCACAGGAAAGAAAAAUCAACUGCACAAAGCAACUGUAUCUUGCUUUUAACAGUGACUUUUUUUCUCCAGAGUCAAGGUUGCCCAGCUCCUAUUCGUGAUAAAACCCUCAUCUACGGCACGAGAUCUGACUCAUCCUCUGUGUCACAACGUGCACUCAGUCUGCGUUCACCGAUUCUUUGUUAGAGAGCCAUUUUUUUAUGUUUAGAGGCAUAUCCACUUAGGCUUUGUAUAUAGCAUGGUGCAGUGAAGAAAGUGCUGAGAACAUCCGGACAGAUUUGCCUAAGUGUUUUCUUUGUACUUCUUUGUAAUGCCCUAUCUCAAGUCUCAAUGUCCCCAUUAUGAUAUAUGAGGCAGAACAGGCCAGUUAUUGAAUUGUUACGGUAGAUGAGCAGAGAGCAGCCCAGUAAUUCUGACUACACUGCAAAAAGAAAAGCCUUUAUUUGGAUAAGACAUCAUCUCUGCAGCGUUCCUGUUAUGUCAUGUGGUUUUAAAACUCCCCAGUCACUCUGCCUCGAUGUGUCCACAAGAGAUGGUAUUAAGUCGCCGGUGCAGUAUCAUAAAUAAAGCAUGAUAUUUAGCUCUCUUGGUGAAAAGUAAAGCUUUAUAAAAGGAUUAUGACACCACUCCAGAUACCCUAAACCUUAUAGUAUGAUGGAUCAUUAACAUUGGAUAUGUGAGAUUUCACAUUUGAUCUGCCAUGCCAUUCCUUGUAGGAAUUAUUGUGAACAAGUCAGUCUACACCAGUGAAGGUAUUUCUCUGUAAACAUUGCUUGUAUGUACAUAAAGAGGUUAGCAGAUUGGAAAAGAGUACGCAGGGGGACAAGUAUGAAGAAAAAUAAACGUCUGAGAUGCUCUGCCACCCUCCACCCCCCACAGCUUCCACAACGACUUCAAAACCGUCAGAGCCCAAACUUCACAGGAAUUUGGGGGAUUCACAUUCAAGAGAGUUUUUCCUCUAUUAAACGGGGAACCAAGGCGCCUCAGCAGAGGCUGGCUCUCUCUUGAUCUUUUCCUUACUCCAAACUGUCAUGGGAUAAUUCAAAAGCACACAGAAAAUGUAAACAUAUCUUUGAGACAUGGAUAUUCCUUGUAAAGCAGCCAAACAUGUAUUGUUUUUUUCUAUCAGUUACAAAAAGACUAUUCUAUGAGAUGAAUAACUGAAGGUUUGUGAAUUGUAUUGAUAUUUCUCUGAUAUUUCGAUGUAUCUUGUUACCACUCCUCUUAACACGUUACAUUUUAGAUUGCCUUUUACUUCAAUCCAGACAAAGAGCACACCUUCCUCUGAUAGCUGCAAACAUCUUCUGUUUCUGCAUUAUUUACGGUCCAUAUUAUGCAGAGAAAACACAAGGACGGAUUUAACAAACAAGACGUUUUGUUGCAUUGUGCAUUUUAUAUGUGCUGAAUCUGUUACUCAAUGGAUCUGAUAAUAUAAAGCCAUUUUCUGUGUUGAGUUAUGUCUACAUUUACUUCAUCAUGCUCUGUGAUUUCUUGUUCUUUUUUUAUGAAAGUGCCAUUCAACAUGAGCUGCUCAGCACUCAGAAAAUAUUCCAUUCCUCACUCAUUGCUAUUGUAUAGUGUUCAUGUGAAAUGGAUCUUAAUAUGUGUACAGAACGUGGAUAAAUAUGAAAAUACACUUGAUUAUAUACUUUGUA
Molecule: messenger RNA, 7339 nt
Organism: Notolabrus celidotus (New Zealand spotty)
Lineage: Eukaryota; Metazoa; Chordata; Actinopteri; Labriformes; Labridae
Gene: nrxn2a
Product: neurexin 2a
Exons: 22
Coding region: 679-5601 (1640 amino acids)
Source: RefSeq, a predicted model, not a curated record